AUGCCGGUUACCAGGUCACAGAAGGAUGCCCCCUCACGUCCCGGGUCCCGUCCCUCAGAUAAGGACGCGACAGGUGAAAUGUCGGGAUCAGAAGGGGUCACAGACCGCGGUUGCAACUGCCACACGGCGGCGUCCGAAGAUAACGGACAGAAGGAUGAAGCCGCACAGAAGGAGACGACCAAGAAGACUUCAGAGGAUAUUCCAGACAAGGGCGUUCAUGGCUCUGCCACAACCCUUAAGGCAAAGGGGGUCAGUCGUCGCGCCAGGUCCAUGAAGACCACGAACUCCUCAGCCAGGAGAUGGGAGCUGGAAGCCAGAGAAGAAUUAGCACGCAUGGAGAUGAAGCGAGCUCAAGCUGCGGCGAAGCUAGCACGCGUCAGAUUAGAGCUGGAAAGUGAAGAAGAGGACUCCGUGGAUGGAGCAAGAAGACAGAACAGCAUAGGUGCAGAACUGGAUCGAAACAUCAGUAAUGGAAGAAAACAACAUGGGAAAACACAAGAAACGAGAUCAGCACCCUCCGAAAGAGCCAAAUGUGAAGCCUGA
Molecule: messenger RNA, 543 nt
Organism: Parnassius apollo (apollo)
Lineage: Eukaryota; Metazoa; Arthropoda; Insecta; Lepidoptera; Papilionidae
Source: the annotation of a GenBank genome assembly